UUGUUGUUGACAUGUCUGGUUUGUUGUUGUAGGACGUAUGGAGUGGCUCCUGUUAACCUGAACAUAAAGACAGCGGGAGCCAGACCCUAUGGAACAGGGAACAAGUUAAAGGGUGUGGAUCUGGAGGCCCCGGGAAACAUCAAUGGAGUCCCAGUAGUGGAGGUGGACAUGGAGACAUUCGAGGAGAAACCCUGGAGGAAACCAGGUGCUGACCUGUCUGACUACUUUAACUAUGGGUUCAACGAGGACACGUGGAAGGGCUACUGUGACAAACAGAAGAGGCUGAGGAUGGGCCUGGAGGUCGUCAACAUCUCCUCCACCACCAGCAAAAUCACUGUUCAGCAGGGCAGGACGGGGAAUGAGAAGGAAGUGAGUUUACCCAUCCACACGUCCAAACCUGACUUCCCCACUCCAGCCAGCCUCUACAAGACAUCCAUGAACACGACCAGGAUCUCCCCCCACAGUGGACUGCUCCCCCGUCCAGGACAUGUCCUACUAUACGUGAUAGCCAUGUUAUAG
Messenger RNA from Oncorhynchus tshawytscha (Chinook salmon), 519 nucleotides. Its product is annotated as pre-mRNA 3'-end-processing factor FIP1-like. The record is from RefSeq and is a predicted model, not a curated record. The transcript has 6 exons. The annotation marks the transcript as partial. Gene Ontology annotation, cellular component: mRNA cleavage and polyadenylation specificity factor complex. Gene Ontology annotation, molecular function: RNA binding. NCBI's taxonomy places the organism in Eukaryota, Metazoa, Chordata, Actinopteri, Salmoniformes, Salmonidae.